AUGAGAAGUGUAAAGGCCCCUGUCCUGGAUCAAGUCCAUGAGAUGUUGGCUAAAGAAUGGCUAAGUAGCCAUGUUCCUGUACUCAACCCCUUCUACGCUCACAGGGAUGAGAUAAGAGUACACUCAGGCUGUUUGAUGCGGGGAAUCAGAGUCAUUGUAACCCCAAAACUUUGUCCACAAGUGCUUCAAGAACUCCAUCGAGGACAUCUUGGAGGGGUGGAGAUGAAGUCCCUACCAAGAAGAUACAUCUGGUGGCCAAGAAUCCACAAGGAAAUCGAGGAAGCGCCGAGGACCUACUCGGGUUGGCAGCUAGUGCAGGCUGAGCCUACUACCAGAGCUAUACAUCUAUGGGAAUGGCCGUCGGCACCCUCGCAGCGAAUCCAUGUUGAUUUUGCCGGACCUUUCCUCAGCUGCAUGUUUUGGAUUGUCGUGGAUGCCCAUUCUAGACGGCUGGAAUUGGAAAAAUGGGCCCAACGAGCUCAAUGA
Pocillopora verrucosa is the source of this 486-nucleotide messenger RNA. Lineage: Eukaryota; Metazoa; Cnidaria; Anthozoa; Scleractinia; Pocilloporidae. The record is from RefSeq and is a predicted model, not a curated record.